AUGAAUACAUUGGACACCGAAACACGGGAUAGACUGGAAAAACAGUGGCACGAGUUGACCACUACUGGCCUCCAGACUCCCGGUGUGACUCACGAUAGGCCAAACCCGUUGCUAUCGGCGCCCGAUUGGUACGAUAGGCACCGGUAUCGUAGGGCUCAGCAAUUGUCGCGCAAAUAUUUUCUCAGUUUAAAUUUAGCCCAUUUUAUUGGCAACAUAUUGCUCAUACAUUUACCGCAAGUAAUCGUACCCAUACUGGCCACUGGCCGUUCAUCGACACCGUAUAUGGUAUUUUUGCGUAUACUAUCCACUACUGUACACGUCCUGAAAUGGUAUGAGGACGACCCGUUUGACCCCAAUAGCCGAUCGCACCGGUCCCUGAUGCAGGUGCGCAACACGUGUCAUAUGGCUGUUACACGACUGAUGAACCAGAAAUAUCCGCAAUCGGAUGGCCAGCUAUGGCUGAAUCAGUUUGAUAUGGCUAUGACCCAGUGGUCGCUGAUAGGACUAGUAGGUAUUAGACCUAAACAGUGUGGGUUUCAUUCAACCAAUCGCCAGGAAUUUGUUGAAUACAUGUAUUUUUGGAAAGUUAUCGGCUAUUGUAUGGGUAUUGAGGAUAGGUUUAACAUUUGUCAGGACAAUACGUAUGAGGAAUCGGUAGCCUAUUUUGAUAUAUGUUUCAAACGAUGCUAUAAGAGACAUAUGGAUGAACAGUGUCCGAAAGUAUUGAUGGGAAUGGCGCUGACGGAGGGCGUGUUUUUAGGACUCAAUGGAGUUAUGCCUAAAUGGUUGUUCAGUUACGAAGGUUUUAUGAAGUACUGGUACGAAGCACUGGGAGUUCGCAAACAUCCGAUCCAAUUGCUAACACUUUCCCAACGCUUAUCCUAUUUUAUGAUGUGUUUAACAAUGGAUUAUCUAUUGAAAGUGUCGCUUAUCUAUACAGUAAUAUCUAAACUAUUUUUCUAUUAUCAAAACACAUUAUUUGAUAAAAUAUCGAUAGUUAAGUCAUAUACUGAUAGAUAUUAUGGUGACGUCUACUACCAAUGA
This is a messenger RNA of Oppia nitens, 1044 nucleotides long. RefSeq lists its product as uncharacterized. The record is from RefSeq and is a predicted model, not a curated record. The transcript has 6 exons. Bases 1 to 1044 code for a protein of 347 amino acids. Lineage: Eukaryota; Metazoa; Arthropoda; Arachnida; Sarcoptiformes; Oppiidae.